Molecule: messenger RNA, 1644 nt
Organism: Hypomesus transpacificus
Lineage: Eukaryota; Metazoa; Chordata; Actinopteri; Osmeriformes; Osmeridae
Exons: 6
Coding region: 1-1644 (547 amino acids)
Source: RefSeq, a predicted model, not a curated record
AUGUUGUUGCCUCCUCAAUGCACUAAGGCCGGCCGCAAGACCAAGGCUGGCAGGAAGGCUGCAGGAUCGGACAAAGCUGGAGGGGCUGACAAGGGACCCCAGGCAGAGUCCUGGAGGGUUGAUGUGGGCACUGGAGGCUGUAUGCCAGCUGCUGAACAAGGUUCACACCUGGCCUGGAAACUGGCAGGACCAGGCAGGAUGGGGAUUGGUGGUGCAUGUGUGAAGAUGCCUCCCAUGUCCCAGACCAGCUACUGUGUUCUUCCACCAAUAAGACCGUCAGCCUCUGUGCCAUUCAGCCCAGAGGAACCCAAGACCCUAAAGUGCAGGUCCACACCAGAUGAUGGGGAGAGAACCAACUUCUCUCUACCUCCACCUUCAUCUCCACCCACAUCACCUCCGUCUCCACCUCUGACUACACGCCGACCUCAGGCUCAGUCUCCACCGUCUUCUCCUCCCACCCUGGAUGACCCAGUGACCCGGGAGACCACGCCCCAGCCUCUGUUUGAAGCUAUUAUGUCCCAUUCUCAGUGGAGACUCAUCAAAACGGUCCUGUUGAGAAAGAACAAGAACAUAGCUGAGCUGGAGAAGCAUUUAGAGGAGAUGAUGGAGUGGGUUCUCCAUGUGGUCAAUGAGGGAGUGCUGCCCGCCAUGGCCCUUUACCAGGUCCAUCACAUCAGCCAAGACCCGAUGUCGGCCGCUUCCUCCCACAGCAACUGUGUCUCCAUGUCGGCCUCUUCUCAGGGCUCAGACCAACCGGACAUCCUCCAGGGUGUUCUAAGAAGCAGGAGGAGCAGCAGCAGUACCCAGGGAGGGCUGCUGGGAAACAUGGUCCAGGAAAGGGAGGAGAAGGAGGCUUGCACACCCUCGUGUCAGGAAAGCCUCCCUCUCUACACCCAGCAGAAGGAGUGCAGCUCUGCCAGCAAGGAGGAGCAGGAGGAAGAGAACCUGCAGAAGGAGGUGACCUCUCCUUUCUUCUCUAAGUCAGCCACCAGGAGCCCUAGUCCCAGGAGUGAGGCAAACAGUGUUGCUAGUUGCCACGACCUUAACCUCACUGCCCAAAAAAUGCUAGACACUGUUGUGCAGAUGGCACACUCGGCCUCCAGAUCAGUCACUGAUGACGAAGACUGCGAAAGUGACGAUGGCUCCUCCGUCUCGUCCUUCGACCAGGCCGAGUAUGACCUGGACCGCCUGCUGGUGUCCCAAAGCACGGGUACGAGGGUGUUGCAGGCGAGGAUCGACUGCUUCUCAGAGGAGCUGAUUAUUCACCUAUAUCAUCUGCUCCCGGAGACACAGAUGGGACGAUUUCCCUCGUCAUGCCGCUGUCACUACCAGCCCAACGUCCAGUGCCUGGAAGCAAAGCAGUGCUUGGAUUGGGAGCUCUUCAGUCCUCUGAUGUACAACUUCCUCCACUUGGCAUUCAAACAGCUGAUGGAGAACUUCCUUGGCCUGGUCAUCUUUCUUCCGGACGAACGUGUCCCGAUGAACGAUCACCUCAAAUGGUUGUGGAAGGAGGACAGGGCCGACUCCGACAGCAAUGCAUCCAUAGACGACAGUGACAGCAGCGACUCGUGUCUGGACUGGUCCAUCAAGUUUACGCCGGGCCCCAGCCAAGGGAUUGUUGCCAGGACCAGAGGGGGGCACUAG